Juglans regia (Persian walnut) is the source of this 2162-nucleotide messenger RNA. RefSeq names its product serine/arginine-rich splicing factor SC35-like. Lineage: Eukaryota; Viridiplantae; Streptophyta; Magnoliopsida; Fagales; Juglandaceae. The transcript is spliced from 10 exons. The coding region runs from base 80 to 949 and encodes 289 amino acids. The record is from RefSeq and is a predicted model, not a curated record. Gene Ontology annotation, molecular function: RNA binding.
UUUUUUAACUAUUAAAAAAAUAAAAAUACCGGAACAGUAAUUUGAGGGACAAAUCCAAUAGCUAUCAUUCGAAUUUCGGAUGUUAUUAAAAAAAAAAAAAAAAGAGAAAGAAAGAAACGUUGAACACCCAGUCUUCUUCAAGAGACUUCUCUCCUCGCUUUCCUCACCACAAACCCCAACCCUAAUCGAGGACUUUCCCUCUCCGUGGUUCUCUCUCCUCGGGCCAAAAAUGUCGCGCUUCGGAAGGACAGGCCCUCCUGACAUCACCGAUACCUAUUCUCUCCUCGUUCUCAAUGUCACCUUCCGUACGACUGCGGAUGAUCUAUUCCCAUAUUUUGAUAAAUAUGGCAAGGUCGUGGAUAUCUUCAUCCCUAGAAAUCGAAGGACUGGUGACUCAAGGGGCUUUGCUUUUGUGCGGUACAAGUAUGCUGACGAGGCACAGAAAGCAGUGGAUAGGCUAGAUGGUAAAGUAAUAGAUGGUCGAGAGAUAGCAGUUCAGUUUGCGAAAUAUGGGCCAAAUGCGGAGAGGAUCCAAAAAGGGAGAAUUAUUGAAUCGUCCCCAAGGUCAAGAAGUCGCAGUCCUCGCAGAAGGCACCGAGAUGACUAUAGAGAUCAGGAUUACAGAAGAGGGCGCAGUAGAAGUCUUGAUAGAUAUGAUCGUGAUAAGUAUGGGAGGGAAAGGGAUUAUCUUCACCGGAGUAGGAGUCGCAGUGUUAGUCCCGACUACCAUAGGGCUCGGGGAAGAGGCCGUUAUUAUGAUGAGCAUCGAAGCCGAAGCCAUUCAAUGGAUAGUGCGUCUCCCAUUCGGCGUAGUCCCAGUCUUCACAGAAGUCCUUCACCACAAAGGUCUCCAUCUCCUAGGGGUCAAAAUCCUGAUAGGCUCAGCCGUGAGGGAAGGUCCCCAACUCCUCUCGGUAUUUCAUCCAGGGGUCGGUCUGCCGAUACUUGAAGCCAAUCCCCUUGAAAGUUAGAUGAUGAAUGAUUAUUUUGGCUGCCUGGAAAUUCAUGGAGACAUCUUGAGUGGCGUACUUGUGGGUUUUAUGCUGAUGUUGAUGACCCUUGAUCGUCGUGCACGUUCUUAUCAGAAUCUUAAGUGCUAGUUUGGUAGGACUGUGAACUCUUUGAUGUUUAAGCAUUUAUCUUGGACCUAAUCCUUGGGUAGGUGUGCAGCGUACCGAUAAAAAGAAAAAAUGGACAUCAUCUUUAGCUGGCCAUUUUUGAAUUUGUGGUCUUCAUAGUUUGUAGGGUGGUAUUUUAGAAUUGAUGGAGUCAUAUCUUAAUAUGGAUCCUUUUUCAUCACACAUUUGAUUUUGUUGCCUUCAAUGCCUGUUGAUCUCUCCCUCUCAAUUUAAGUAUGCUUGGUUAUAUUUUUUUUAUUUUCUUUUGAUUCAUCACGAGCUAUUUAUUAGGUUUUAUAGUUAUGUUCGGGGAACAAUGACUGGGGCUUCAUGGGUGGAUGUUGAAUUAUGGUCAUUGAUGCUGUUCGUAAAAUGUAGAUGGAUGAUCGGGAUAUUGAUGCUGGUUGCAGCAGUAUGCUGGUUUUAGAAGUAUGGUUGUUUUAGCAGUAUGCUGGCAGCAGAGGACUUACAUAUGUUAACUAGUUUUCUCUGGAUGAUCUAAUCUUUGAGGUUCUAGUUGCUGUGAUGGUCUAACGACAUGAACAUCUAUUUAACUUCUAGCUGAUGCUGCACAUAUGAGAUGGACCUAUGAUUCAUUGACUGCGAUGUGGAUACUGAACGUGAACUGCAAGUUCUAUAUAUGAAUACUUGAAUGCUGGUGCGAAUUUUGCUGCAGAAUAAUGAGGCAUGUGGAGAUAUUUUUAGCACAUGGGCACAUGACUGUAGCUGUGAAGUGGUUGCUGAUGCCUGUUCUGUUCUCUGAUUGGUUGGUGAUUAACUUUUGCAGUAUUAGGGAAUAAAUACUGCUACUGGGCUGUUGCUGCCCACUCUAUAUUAGUUGGGGUUGGCAAUUUUACUAGCUGUUGUGAGAUUGAUUGUCGCUGCCAAGCUGUGUUGCUUGCUUGCUUGCCAACAAUCAAUUCUUAAUUUAUAGUCAUACAUAUGCAUAGUGUUAUGCUUUGUGCCUGUGGAUUUAUAGUUUUGUCUCACUGUAACAAGUUUAAUGCUAUGAAAAAUUGAUUCUAUACUUAAUUUGCCAUAACA